Messenger RNA from Girardinichthys multiradiatus, 1254 nucleotides. Its product is annotated as C-reactive protein-like. The record is from RefSeq and is a predicted model, not a curated record. Bases 346 to 1017 code for a protein of 223 amino acids. NCBI's taxonomy places the organism in Eukaryota, Metazoa, Chordata, Actinopteri, Cyprinodontiformes, Goodeidae. The transcript has 6 exons.
GGGAAACAGAGGGCAAGUAAAGUCUAAACCUUUUGAUUUGAAUACUUUGUUUUUUUUUUUGUAUGUUUUGUCAUUUCAGAGCAAACAAAGAUAUGAGGCAGAUAGACUGUGCUACACCAGAUGCCUGUUUUGCCCAUGCACUCCUUUGAGAUAUAUCCUGGAUGAGUAAGAACUGUUUCAACAUCAACAUGACCAGCCCAUCGUUUUUGUCUAAUAAACAAAGGUCAAAGAGCUCUAUGUUGCACAAAAAAGAAGAACUGCUUUGAAGAAGUUUAAACAAAUGAGGAAGGAGAGAGGAGAAACAUCAAUUCUCUUCAGAGGAAUUACUUUACACAAGUUUUCAAGAUGAAGGUGCUGCUUCUGCUUGUGAUGAUGAAGGCUUGUGCUGCCAUAACACAAGAUCUUUCAGGUAAAAUGUUUACCUUCCCGCUGGAAAGCAACAGAGCUCGUGUGAUGUUCAACACAUCAAGAAGGGAUUUUAAGGCCUUAACUGUUUGUCACAGAUCCUUUACGGACCUCAAAAGAGAUCAUACCCUCUUCUCCUUAGCCACACCCUCUCAUGCCAAUGACCUUUUGAUUUUCUGGGAUGACACCAAUAAAGUAAUGGAGCCACAUAUCAGGAAUAAAAAUGCCAAGUUUGGAGGGCGUGACUACAAACUAAACAUGUGGCACUCUGUCUGUACCACAUGGGAUGCUACGUCUGGAUUGGUGCAACUGUGGUUUGAUGGACAACCUUCGAUUAGGAAAUUCACAAGCUCUGGAUCAAACAUUGGCGGACCUGUCAUAAUUAUUGUAGGACAGGAACAGGACAGUCAUGGUGGCGGGUUUGACAUUAAGCAGUCUUUUGUUGGCAUGAUGUCGGAUGUCUACAUGUGGGACUACGUCCUUUCUCCCUGUGAGAUCCAGAAUUAUGUGAAUGAACAAAACUUCACUCCAGGAAAUGUGCUUAACUGGAGGGCCCUGGAUUACGAGAUUAUUGACAAAGUCCUGCUAGAACAUAAAGUAACCGUUUGUUAGAACAAACUGAUUACUACAGAAGCUCAUAUAUUUUCAGUCACCAUUGCUGAAUCAUUAUUUUUGGAUUAUUUAUUUAACUGUAUCUUUGUGAUUGCCUGAGGUGUGAACUGAACUGGGUGGUACUAGUUUUUCAAAUGACAGACAUUAGGUAUCUUUCACUAAUACUUAAAAAAGAAAAUGCCUUUGUAUACUAUAUUAUUUUACAUUUGAGUUAUCUGAAUAAAAUAAUACAUUUUA